CCGUCCAGAUGCAGUUUCGACUCUUCUCAUUUGCCCUGAUAGUAUUGAACUGUAUGGAGUACAGCAACUGUCAGGCGCCGUCGCAACGCUGGAGGAGAAACAAAAGAGGGUGCAGGAUAGACAACUGUGAAUCUUGCUUCAGUAAAGACUUCUGCAUGAAAUGCAAGUCAGGUUUUUACCUACACAAAGGGCGAUGCUUCGACAUGUGUCCCGAAGGUUUUGCCCCACUGGAGGACAUCAUGGAGUGUGGAGAUGGCUGCGAGGUUGGGCAGUGGAGCGAAUGGGGAGCCUGCACCAGAAGAAACAAAACGUGCGGCUAUAGGUGGGGUCUGGAGACCCGGACGCGGCACAUUGUAAAGAAACCACCCAAGGACACAAUACCGUGUCCCACCAUUGCCGAGUCCCGCAGGUGCAAAAUGGCCAUGAGACACUGCAGAAGAGGAGGCUCAGGGAAGCAUCGAUCCAAAGAACCCAAGAAAAAGAACAAGAAGAGGCUGCGAUUUUGGGCCCAGGACCAGCACAGUGACCACUUGGCCUCUGCACGCUCCAGCCAGUGAGGACUGAAAAGAUGGACUCACCAUUGAACAAAGAACCUACGCGAAGCUGCUAGCUGCAACCAUGCUCUGACUGACAAAUAUCACGAAGCACCGUCAACCUCUCUUGCUUCUCAGACCUCCAAUAACAUCCCAUAUACCCCCUCACCUACCAGAACAUUGCUAUGAUUGGUAAAUUUGUCACUGCAAAAAUACAGUACGUGUCUACUAUACAAUAUCAGUACCAACACUCUAAAAACAUACUCCACACACUUGCCUCUUGCUGCUUCCCCUUGGCUGCACUGUUCAGCCAGGUGACUCAAUUUCCGCGACCCCACCCCACGCCUUGGCUUGUGGACCUUUGCAGUUGACAUGACUGAACUCAUUUCCCCUCAAUAAUAAUGUCAUUAACUGUCUAGGGUGAUGGAGGAUGGAGGGGCAAUCAGAGACUGGAAAGGCGGGCAAGCCAAAUAGAGGGAGGUGGAAGAGAAAGGUAGUGAGAGAGUUGGCAAGCUAUAUUGUUCAAGGGAGAGUAGGUAAGGGGAGAGGAAACUAGGGAGCAAGUAUAAAGAUGGCGGAGGAUAAAGAGGUAUGAGAUUGGGCUAAGGAAAGUGAGGCUGACGGCCAAGAAAAUGGCACCUUGAGCUGAAAGAGACAGUUGUUUUGUUUCUAUAUUUAUGUCAAAGCUACCCUCACCUUUCUGUCUGAAUGGAUAUGGACUGUUCCCAUGUGUGGCCUUUAUGUUCUGUACAUUUUUGAGAGUAAUAUUAAAUAAAUUACCAUGCAUAGUUGAAAAGUAUUUUAUUCUCAGCACAAACUGUUUACGUUCAGUCCGCUGUAUGCUCUAACUGUAUAGUGUGCAUAAGAAAAGAACCUAAGAACUUUAGUUGUUUGACUCGCAUGGCAAGAGACACACAUGUACAUAGUUUAUAUAAUUCUGAAAGCUUAUUGCUGUAUUUUCAGUAUUGACUUGUUCACCAUUCUAACUGUUGUAGAGAAACGGCUGUAAUACCAAGUUGCAGAUUAAAAUAAUUAAAAACAAUAAUAUAGUCAAAACAUAGCUACUUCAUUUAUUUGGUAUAUAUUUGAUUUAUUUAUUAAUUCUAUUUGGUACUUUUUUGUUCAAUGACAAUUUCGUUUUGCCUCAUACUGUUACUCUUAUAUGCUUUAAUAUUCUUUGAGUUUGACAUAAUGUGCAUAUCUGCAAGAAUUAGUUUUUUUUAAUGUAACAGUGUUGUAUUCCAUCCAUUCGACCACAUCUACUGAUUUCAUUGUUUCAAAGAAGAAGCGAAAAUGACGUAUACAACUCUGCUUUGAUAUAUUCUGAGUUUAAUAAUUAGACGCCAGCAAAUGUAUGGUCAUAGGACUGCAUAUGUGUACAUUGUGUUUUAUUAAACAA
Messenger RNA from Phycodurus eques (leafy seadragon), 1932 nucleotides. It is a transcript of the gene rspo2, whose product is annotated as R-spondin 2. Lineage: Eukaryota; Metazoa; Chordata; Actinopteri; Syngnathiformes; Syngnathidae. The coding region runs from base 9 to 557 and encodes 182 amino acids. The transcript has 4 exons. The record is from RefSeq and is a predicted model, not a curated record.